AUGAGUCAACAGCAACAACAACAACAACAAUCACAACCAGAAAAAUCGCCAUUCCGUAGUUAUACCAAGGAAGAAUUAUACAAUUUAUUAACUAAACUUGAACUUCCUGUUAAAGCUAAAACUACUAAGAAGGCAAUGGUGGAAAUUAUUGAUGAUUUUGUUGAGAAAAAUCCUGAACAAUUAAACAUUAUUGAAAAACUUUUACAAGCUGAUGAUGAUGAAGAGGAAGAAGAAGAAGAAGAUGAUGAUGAUGAUGCUAUUGUAGAAGUUGUUAAUAUUGAUGGUGAAGAGGAAGUUGAAGAAGAAGGUGAUGAUGAUGAUGAAGAGGAGGAGGAGGAAGAGGAGGAAGAAGAAGGUGAUGAUGAUGAAGAAGAGGAGGAAGAUGCUGAUGAAGAUGACGACGACAAAGACUAUGAAGCUCCACCACCAUUGAAUUUAAAAGAAUGGGUUGUUGAUCCAAUAAUUGCUCAAUCAGAAACUGUUAUUGAAAAAUUUUAUGAAUUUACUGAUAAUGUUGGUAUUACUUAUUUAAAUCAAAGUGAAAAAUUAAGAGAUCAAUUAAGUUCUAUUGUUACAUUAAAUUAUUUACAAAUUAUUAUUGAAUUUUUAAUUUUCAUUUAUACAUUUAUUCAAUUGGUUCCAUUAAAUGAAAAUAAUUUAAUUCAUCAAAUUUUCCAUGAUAAUAUUCCUUAUUUAUCUACAAUUACUUGGCCAUCAUUAGAAAUUUCAUCAAUUUUCCAAUAUAAAUCAAUUAUUACAUUUAUAAUUUGGUCAAUUACUUCAAUUAUUAUUCCAUCAAUUAUUUCUUAUUUUAUAAAUUUUACUUCAAGAGUUAUUGAAAUUGAAGAUGAUGAAUAUUUAUUUAGAAUUUAUUCAUUUGAUCCAUUUAUUUUUGCUUUAUCAAAAAUUUUAACAUUUUAUUUUAUUAAUAAUCAAUUUCCUUUAAUUGAAUUUGCUACUUAUGAAUGUUUUAUUUCUGGUAUUUUUAAUAAAAUUUUAUUAAAUAUUGGAUUAUAUCAAUCAUUUGCAACUAAUAAUUUGGGGACUUUACCUUAUGUUCUUGGUGGAGUUAAUGUUUUAAUUGCUCUUUAUGCUCAAUUUGAAGAAUAUUAA
Candida dubliniensis CD36 is the source of this 1113-nucleotide messenger RNA. RefSeq lists its product as uncharacterized. NCBI's taxonomy places the organism in Eukaryota, Fungi, Ascomycota, Pichiomycetes, Serinales, Debaryomycetaceae. Bases 1 to 1113 code for a protein of 370 amino acids. The record is from RefSeq and is a predicted model, not a curated record. Gene Ontology annotation, cellular component: membrane. The transcript has a single exon.